AGCGAGCGAGCGCCAGGUCCCGGCAGGGACUCACUUGGAGCUGGCGUACUUGGUGACCGCCUUGGUGCCCUCGGACACGGCGUGCUUGGCCAGCUCGCCGGGCAGCAGCAGGCGCAUGGCCGUCUGGAUCUCCGGGACGUGAUGGUGGAGCGCUUGUUGUGCGCCAGGCGGGACGCCUCUCCCGCGAUGCGCUCGAAGAUGUCGUUGAGGAAGGAGUUCAUGAUGCCCAUGGCCUUGCACCAGAUGCCGGUGUCGGGGUGGACCUGCUUCAGCACCUUGUACACGUAGAUGGAGUAGCUCUCCUUGCGGCUACGCUUGCGCUUCUUGCCGUCUUUCUUCUGGGCUUUGGUGACGGCUUUCUUGGAGCCCUUCUUGGGAGCCGGCGCGAACUUUGCAGGCUCAGGCAUGGCCAGACCCAAGACCGACACCGACCCCCGAGAACGCAAGCAGAGCGGUAGGCUCGGGGUCUACCGGAAACGACUGUUACAGAGGCUGUGCGCAUGACGCUGCGUUAUGGUUCGCGAGUUUUCCGGGGCGCGCAAUGCGAGGGAGACGAGAUUAUGUAAAUGAGCGGAUUCUGGCUGAGCUAUCCUAUUGGCUAUCGGGACAAAAUUUGCUUGAGCCAAUCAAAGUGCUCCGUGGACAAUCGCCGUUCUGUCUAUAAAAAGGUGAAGCAGCGGCGAUUUCGGCGACUUUCCCGGUCGCCAGGCAGGAGUUUCUCUCGGUGACUACUAUCGCUGGCAUGUCUGGUCGUGGCAAGCAAGGAGGCAAGGCCCGCGCCAAGGCCAAGUCGCGCUCGUCCCGCGCUGGCCUUCAGUUUCCGGUAGGGCGAGUGCAUCGCUUGCUGCGCAAAGGCAAUUACGCGGAGCGAGUGGGGGCCGGCGCGCCCGUCUACAUGGCUGCGGUCCUCGAGUAUCUGACCGCUGAGAUCCUGGAGCUGGCGGGCAACGCGGCUCGGGACAACAAGAAGACGCGCAUCAUCCCUCGUCACCUCCAGCUGGCCAUCCGCAACGACGAGGAACUGAACAAGCUGCUGGGCAAAGUCACCAUCGCCCAGGGCGGCGUCUUGCCUAACAUCCAGGCCGUACUGCUCCCUAAGAAGACGGAGAGUCACCACAAGGCAAAGGGCAAGUGAGGCUGACGUCCGGCCCAAGUGGGCCCAGCCCGGCCCGCGUCUCGAAGGGGCACCUGUGAACUCAAAAGGCUCUUUUCAGAGCCACCCACGUUUUCAAAUAAAAGAGUUGUUAAUGCUG
This is a messenger RNA of Gorilla gorilla gorilla (western lowland gorilla), 1253 nucleotides long. RefSeq names its product histone H2A type 2-A. The record is from RefSeq and is a predicted model, not a curated record. Gene Ontology annotation, cellular component: nucleosome. Gene Ontology annotation, molecular function: DNA binding; protein heterodimerization activity; structural constituent of chromatin. The transcript has a single exon. Bases 743 to 1135 code for a protein of 130 amino acids. Lineage: Eukaryota; Metazoa; Chordata; Mammalia; Primates; Hominidae.